GGGGGAAUAGCGAGAGGCUGGGCUGGUGGUGAUGGUGGUGAUGCAGGGUGCGCGUGUGGGUCACUCUCGGCGCGCCCGUCUAUGGGGGGGGCUGCCGGUUUAAAAUAGCAUAUAAAUAAAUAAGUGCGACAACAUUAAAACAAGGCAGAGAGACGCCGUGCAGGUUCACACACAACACCACACGCAAGGCAGACGCGGGGCACCACCACCACCACACGCCCACAGAGAACGUCGACAACGCGCGUGGUGGGGGGGGGUACACGCAGGCUCGGCUGGGGAGGAUGAGCGGAUGACACGGAGCAGAAGGUGCUCACAUCGUCAACGUCGUCGUCUUCAUCGUCAUCCGUGGCAAGGAGCGAAACUUCAGUUCGUUGCUGCGCGUCUGUCGAGGGAGUCGGAGCACUUUAUAAGUAGCGCUGUUGUUUAGAGAUCGUCGUGGUUUAGGAGUUCGCGAUUCAUAUCGAGCGAGAGAGAGAUCAGCUGCGGGGAUCACCAUCACCGCCGCCACAUCACCACCAUCAUCAUCACCAUCAUCAUCACCACCACCGAGCCACCGCCUGGCCGGGAGCUGGCCACGCACGGCCGCUCGUCCUCAAGGGGCCCGUCCACGAUGAACGAUGUGAAAGUCGUCGUGCUCGGCAGCGACAACGUCGGCAAGUCCGCCCUCAUCGUGAGAUAUCUUACCAAGCGCUUCAUUGGGGAAUACGCGUCCAAUUCAGACUCCCUGUACAGGAAACGCCUGUCUGUGGAUGGGCGGCAGAUGAACCUGGAGAUUUUUGACCCGUGCUCGCAGCUGCGAGAAGGCCGCACGGGCCUGGGCGACCAGGUGCAGUGGGCGGACGGCUUCCUGAUCGUGUACGACAUCAGCGACAAGGCCUCCUUCCUGGCCGCCCAGUCCCUGGUUUACCGCAUCAAGGAGUCCCACCAGGAGCUGUACAAGAGCGACGCGCACCCGAUGCUCUGCCUUGUGGGCAACAAGCAAGACCUGUGCCACGCUCGUGAGGUCGAGGAGGAGGAGGCGCGCCUCUUCGCGCUCGAGUGCCGCGCACAGUUCUGCGAGCUGUCGGCCGCCGAGCAGAGCACCGAGGUGUCGGCGAUGUUCGCGCGGCUGCUGCGCGCCACGCUGGAGUACUCGCGCGACCGCCGGAGGCACAGUGGCUCCAAGUCCAUGGCCAAGCUCAUCAACAACGUGUUCGGCAAGCGCCGCCAGUCCGUGUAGCGCCCGGCGCGUGCCUGCGACCCGCCCGUGCCCGCUCGCUGGACGCGUCUGUGGACUCUUGAGCGCCGACGAUGUAUGGUGUGCAAUGCUGUGGUCGUUUUUUUUUUACUUGAUUGAAAGUUCGGAGGCUUUCGUUAAAAGUCGCAAAGUAGUUGAAGGAUGUGGUGCUGCGGAUAGGGUUGCCAUCCAUCCUGGCUGUUUCCAAGGAUCCUCCUAUUUUUCAGUUAGCUAUUCUGGGACGGUAAAAGUCCACGUUUUUUGUCACUUGCACAAUAACACACCAAUCAAAAUAAUGGAUUUCCAUAAUUGUGAGAUAUUCUUCUUCACGUGACAUGUCCGGGAUUUUUGUAGCCCAGAGGUGGCCAGUGUAAAGUGCUGAUGUAGAGGCUUUGGGAUUGUGGAUUACUCUGAGGAAGAGUUUGGUGGUGUGUUGGGAGGUGGGUUGGUGGGAGGUGGAUCAGGAUCGGAAUCAGAAUCAUUUGUACUGGAAUAAUCCGAAGAGCUAUAAAGCUCUCUUUCACAGAUCUCCAGCAGGAUUGUUGGGUGGUGGAGAGGGGAAUGGUGCUACGCAGGGGCGGAGCCAGGAUUUUCAACCCGGGGUGAUAUUCAACA
Petromyzon marinus (sea lamprey) is the source of this 1831-nucleotide messenger RNA. It is a transcript of the gene RERGL, whose product is annotated as RERG like. The record is from RefSeq and is a predicted model, not a curated record. Gene Ontology annotation, molecular function: GTPase activity; GTP binding. Lineage: Eukaryota; Metazoa; Chordata; Hyperoartia; Petromyzontiformes; Petromyzontidae.